Molecule: messenger RNA, 430 nt
Organism: Rhinolophus ferrumequinum (greater horseshoe bat)
Lineage: Eukaryota; Metazoa; Chordata; Mammalia; Chiroptera; Rhinolophidae
Product: 39S ribosomal protein L52, mitochondrial
Exons: 1
Coding region: 19-393 (124 amino acids)
Biological process (GO): mitochondrial translation
Cellular component (GO): mitochondrial large ribosomal subunit
Molecular function (GO): structural constituent of ribosome
Source: RefSeq, a predicted model, not a curated record
CGGCUCCCCGGCCUCAGCAUGGCUGCUUUAAGUACUUGGCUCUCUACAGGUGUCAGGAGGUUGCACUGCAGCGUGGCAGUUCGGGCGGGCAGCCAGUGGAGACUCCAGCAGGGCCUAGCUGCCAGCCCCUCCGGCUACGGGCCCCUUACGGAGCUCCCAGACUGGUCUUAUGCGGAUGGCCGCCCUGCGCCCCCAGUGAAAGGCCAGCUUCGAAGAAAAGCCCAAAGGGAGAAGUUUGCAAGACGAGUUGUACUGCUGUCACAGGAAAUGGAUGCUGGAUUACAGGCAUGGCAGCUCAGGCAGCAGGAGAAGUUUCAGGAAGAAGAAAGGAAACGAAAAAAUGCUCUUAAACCUAAAGGGGCUGCACUGCAGAGCCCACUGCCAAGUCAAUAAAAAGCAACUCCUGUCUCCCUUAAAAAAAAAAAAAAAA